AUGCAAAAAUUAUUCUCGUUUGCGGUACUAAUUCGUAUUAUAACAAAAUUUUAUGCUCACGAUUGGUUAUCAAAAAGACCUGAAUUGGUUGUAGCGCAUAAUUCAUAUCGUCGACUUGUUGAUGGUGUUCAGAUGCGUCUUGAUGGAUUCUCACCUUAUGAUGGCGAUAUGCUUCAUUGUGCCCCAAUGCUUCUCGAUGUGAUGAAACCGUUUAUUGAUCAUCCAAACGUUGUUUUCACUAUUUUCGUCAUAUUCGAUUUUAUCAUCGCCGAAUUGUUGCGUAUGACCGCAUCGAUUUAUCUGAAAAGCAAUGAAACAGAUAAGCCCUCGGAGCACUGUCGCAUUUGUAAUCUCGUCAUGAAACUCUUAAGUGCACCAGAUUUCACGCCGAAUGUUGGCAUCUUUUGGUAUUUCUUCACCGAAGUGUUCAAUCAUUUUCGUUUAUUCUUUUUAUGGGUUUUUCAGUUGAACGUAUUCGUUUAUCUGUUUCCUUUGACAUUAACAUUGCGGUCGAAUGCAUUUCUCUUGUUGCAUCAAUUCUUGAUUUUGUUAUCCGUGUUCGCGUCUUAUCCAACGAUGACCGACAGUGCAAUCUAUUUAAGUCUUUUGCCAAUCUUCCUAUCUCUUCAUAAAUAUGCGCGUUGGACAUUGGUGAUUGCCGUGACUUGGGCCACUUGCGUUGUACUUUUACCGGUAAUGUGGCGGAUGUGGAUUGUUUCUGGAUCCGGGAAUGCAAAUUUUUAUUUUGCGGUCACUCUUUGCUAUAGUAUGGCCCAGAUAUUCUUGAUGACCGACCUGAUCUAUUCGAAUCUUCGAAAGAAAGCAACUAUGGAAAGAGGCAGUAUUGCGCAGACUGAUACUGCUGUGUUUGUGUUUAAAUAG
This is a messenger RNA of Anisakis simplex (herring worm), 882 nucleotides long. NCBI's taxonomy places the organism in Eukaryota, Metazoa, Nematoda, Chromadorea, Rhabditida, Anisakidae. The record is from the annotation of a GenBank genome assembly.